This is a messenger RNA of Mytilus trossulus (common blue mussel), 564 nucleotides long. Its product is annotated as slit homolog 2 protein-like. Lineage: Eukaryota; Metazoa; Mollusca; Bivalvia; Mytilida; Mytilidae. The transcript is spliced from 7 exons. Gene Ontology annotation, cellular component: extracellular matrix. Gene Ontology annotation, molecular function: protein binding. The record is from RefSeq and is a predicted model, not a curated record. Bases 1 to 564 code for a protein of 187 amino acids.
AUGGCAUUUUAUCAAGCUGCAUUCACUGGAGUUUACAAUAUUAAAUUGUUUAAAUUAGUUGAAUUGGAAACUGACUGGAAUAAGAGUAUCGGCAUGAUGUUGUUUAAUAUAAUAGCGGUUUUGACCCUCAGUAUUUUACAAGAAGGUUAUGCUGUGCCAUGUACGUAUCCCGGACUGACAAUGUGUGAUUGCAUAGGAACAGUAAUUAAGUGUUUGGAACAAAACUUAACACAAAUACCGAGUACUAUACCUAAAAACACAACAGGCUUACCUUUUCAAAAAAAUAAGAUUAGUGUAAUAGAUGACACAUCAUUGUCAGGACUGACAUCGCUAAAGGAAUUAAUAUUAAGCUACAACGAAAUUUCUAUUAUAGAAGAUGGUGCUUUCUCGGAUUUACAGGCUUUGAAACGAUUAUUUCUUGUAUCAAAUAAAAUUGAUUCACUAGGAACCAAAUUGUCAGGGCUAACAUCGCUUCAGAAUUUAGAUCUCAGCUUGAACGACAUUUCUAGUAUAGAAGAUGGCGAGUUCUCUGGUCUUCUGUCUUUGGAAACUAUGAGUUGUUAG